Urocitellus parryii (Arctic ground squirrel) is the source of this 1250-nucleotide messenger RNA. RefSeq names its product coiled-coil domain containing 74B (gene Ccdc74b). Lineage: Eukaryota; Metazoa; Chordata; Mammalia; Rodentia; Sciuridae. The record is from RefSeq and is a predicted model, not a curated record.
ACGUGGCUGUAGGCCCCGCCCCUCCUCCCUCCCCUCAGGCGUGCCUGUUCCCAUGGCUACGCAGCGCCAGGCCCGGUCAACCUGGCCACUAAGCUGAAGGCGGAGGCAGUGGCAGUGAAGACAUGAGCGGGGUGGGGGUGGCGGCUGGGGCGCGGCCCCUCAGCUCGACUACCCCGGGCUCCCGGGCCACAUCGCGCCCACGCCAGCGACCGCUCGCAGGCCUCCAGUACCAGGUACCUCAUCCCACACAGCUCGGGCUCAGCGAGGCACAGAAGCGGGUCCUGGACCUGGAGAAGAGCCUGCAGUUCCUGCAGCAGCAGCAUUCGGAGACGCUGGUCAAGCUUCAUGAGGAGAUCGAGCACUUGAAGCGGGAGAAUAAGGAUCUCCACUACAAGCUAAUAAUGAAUCAGAAGCCACAGAAGAAAGGCAGCAUGUCCACAUCAAGCUUUCAGUCCAACAAGUCCGUCUCMAAUUCAACAGUCAAGGCAAGGCCCCAGCCCAGCUCCAAGAGGCAAGAGUCGAAAGCUGAUGCCCCCCAGAAGAUGGACCUGGAAGAGGAGCCAUUCAGUGCUUCCCUGUUUCACAGCAGCAAGCUGGACAGAGUCCCUGGGGUGCAGGGGCAGGCCAAAGACGAGGAUGCGGAGAACUCUAAUUCAGGGGCCACCUUUGUGGGGGUCACCCAGCACAAGGGCAGGCAGGUGACAGGAGCAGCUCCCUUGAUGAGCCUGCCUCCACACCUGCGCAAGCCCACUACAGUACAGCAGUGCGAGGUAGUCAUCCGGCAGCUGUGGAAUGCCAACCUUCUACAGGCACAAGAGCUGCAGCAUCUCAAGUCCCUUCUGGAAGGGAACCAAAGGCCAAAAGCUGCCCCUGAGGAGGCUUCCUUCCCCAGGGACCAGGAGGCCACUCAGUUCCCCAAGGUCUCGACCAAGGGCCUCUCAAAGAAAUGCUUGAUUCUGAGCCCAAUGCCUGCGGCAGAGCGUGGUAUCCUGCCCGCGCUUAAACAGAGCCUUAAGAGUAAUUUUGCGGAGCGGCAGAAAAGGCUGCAGGUGGUGCAAAGCCGGCGCCUGCACCGCUCAGUUCUCUGAGCCCAGUGCCCACAGCUGGAGGCUAGCUCUCUCUGCAGCAGUUCAUAUGCUUUCUACUACUUUUAAGCCACGAUGAAUUCCAAGACUGGGGAAACCCAUGACAGAUAAAGUACUUGAUCUCAGAAUUGAGAAACUGUUUAUUUUCUAGCUAUUAUUUUGCUA